Molecule: messenger RNA, 2606 nt
Organism: Neoarius graeffei (lesser salmon catfish)
Lineage: Eukaryota; Metazoa; Chordata; Actinopteri; Siluriformes; Ariidae
Gene: slc25a44b
Product: solute carrier family 25 member 44b
Exons: 4
Coding region: 181-1131 (316 amino acids)
Biological process (GO): branched-chain amino acid catabolic process
Cellular component (GO): mitochondrion
Molecular function (GO): branched-chain amino acid transmembrane transporter activity
Source: RefSeq, a predicted model, not a curated record
GUGAACUUUGGGGUUUUUUUUUUUAAACCCGUUGAGGCUGUAGCUGGCCGCUGCUCUUCUAUUAUUAUACAAAGUAUAAUGGCUCGGUUAGUCACAAACACUGUAAUGGCGUUUAGUUAACAUAUUUUGCUGCAAGGUGGACAGGCCUGAGGCCGUUGCUAGGCACUCCAGGCAGAAACCAUGCAGCAGAAGAGGAACAUCCAAAUCAUAGAAUGGGAGGACUUGGACAAGCGCAAGUUCUACUCUUUCGGUGUCUUCAUGACCAUGAGCAUCCGUGCUACGGUCUACCCUGCCAUGCUCAUCCGCACCAGGCUCCAGGUUCAGAAGGGAAAGUCUCUCUAUAGCGGCACGUACGACGCCUUCCGGAAAAUCCUGCGAGCCGAGGGCAUUAGGGGACUUUACCGGGGUUUCAUGGUGAACACCUUCACGCUCAUAUCAGGGCAGGCGUACAUCACGACGUACGAGCUGGUGAGGAAGUAUGUCUCCAGUUACUCCAAGGACAACACUGUAAAGUCGCUGGUGGCAGGAGGGUCAGCGUCGCUGGUUGCACAGAGCAUCACCGUCCCCAUCGACGUGAUCUCUCAGCAGCUUAUGAUGCAGGGUGAAGGGGUGCAUCUGACACGCUUUAAAGUCAAACCAAAAGCGACAACUGGAGCAAAGCACAGAGUCGCUUUCGGCCAGACGAGAGACAUUAUAGCUCAGAUAUUUGCAGCAGACGGAUUCCGUGGGUUUUACAGAGGAUAUGUGGCGUCUCUUCUUACUUACAUACCAAACAGUGCAGUCUGGUGGCCUUUUUACCACUUUUAUGCUGAACAGCUUUCUAAAAUGGCGCCGAGUGACUGCCCACAUUUAGUGCUGCAAGCCAUGGCUGGACCACUAGCAGCUGCCACUGCCUCCACUGUCACUAAUCCAAUGGAUGUAGUCCGAGCCAGGGUGCAGGUUGAAGGCAGGACGUCAGUCAUUGAGACUUUCAAGGAGCUGCUCAGAGAAGAAGGAUUCUGGGGGAUGACCAAGGGUCUCUCUGCCCGCAUCAUAUCCUCCACUCCUACAGCAAUAGUCAUGGUGGUCGGCUACGAAACUCUGAAAAAACUGAGCCUCCGGCCGGAGCUGGUCGAUUCCAGACACUGGUAACGGAGCUGUCGUGUCUCAGCUGUCAUCAGUGACUUCCUCCGUCCGCGUCGUUCAUUUCAGAUUUGGUCCUCUAAACAUGUCGUGUCAUGGCUUUUGAAUAUGUCAUUUGAUGUAAUUUUAUAAUUGAUGGUUAAGGGAUUAUUUAAAUUGUCAUUAGUGGCAUUGAGUAUGUUUUAAGUGGGACAUGAUUCUUAUAUCUGCAAGGAACUCUGCUUGCUUAAAACUGUAAAAUAUUUUAUUGGGUAGAAGGGAGAUUUUAUUGUGUUAACUUAUUUUUUGUUACAAACUAGACAUUUGAGAUGUUUUAGAUUUCAGUGGGGUAAAGUUUAUUUCAUGGUUGCUGUAAGUGGUACCUGCUGCUUGUCCUUUGCCACUGUGUUAAGUACUGCACUGGAUAAUGCUCCCUCUGACAUUUUCUUUAAAAUUCUUAUUUUUAAUCACGUGAAGAGUAACUAACUUUUUUAAAAAGAAAAGGCAUACUGCUUGCACAGGAUUUGUGAAGAAAUGUGCAAAGUGUGAUUGCACUGUAAAUAUAUAACCUGUCAAUGUUCCUGUCCAUGUCACUUAGGGCCCGUUUACACGAGGACGCUGUCGGGUAAAAACGACUAAAUAUUUUAUCGGAAGUGCCUUUCGUCUACACGGGGACGGCGUUUCCGAGGCUGAAAAACGGAAAAAAUUGAAAACGCCUUCCAGAGUGGAUAAGUUAAAAACAGCCCCCGUUGCGUAUCCGUCUAAACUACCCAAUACGCGAAACUCUGCUCGGAUCUGCUCACAUCGGGUACGCGUUUACGUCAUACAUAUGUCAUAUACUGUACAUGCCAGCCCGGGAAGUAAGAAAGUAAGUAAAAAAGUAAGAGCAUGUCUGAUUACAUCGAUCCAACGGACCUUCAAGCUGCUCUGGCAGCUUUAAUAAACGUCCAGGAGUCCUUCGAACAUCUAUACCGAAUCUGCACAUAUACCGUUAAUGAACAGAGUAUAGUAUGCUCUUACUUUUUUACUUACUUUCUUACUUACCACAGCCAGAGUAGUCAAAGUUUUCGCGGCGCAGAUGUGCAGAUCAGACAAGACGGAAGACGUUGCGCAUGCGUGCAGACAUAGCGGAGGUCUUUCACAGCACCGCCUGGCACGCACAUCCAAUUGAAUUCCACACAUUUAUGCAUCACCGUAUAGACGCAGAUUUCCUCCUUGAAAACGGUCGUGUAGACGCGGAAAAAAGUGAGAACGAAAACGGACUUUUGCGUUUUUGUUUCAGACCAUCCCCGUGUAAAGUGGGCCUUAUUUUGAAUCACAUUUAUAUUUGGUAGUAGUCAUUUGCAGAAGCUUUUGUCCAGAUGGAUUUCAAAUGAAGCAUAGCUGAGGAACUGGGGGUUAAGAGCUUUGGUGAUGGGACCAACCAUAUAAUUAGUGUACAACCCAGUUUCAAAAAAAAACGUUGAGAUGCUGUGUAAAAUAUAAAUAAAAACAGAAUGCAAUGA